AUGUUUAAAUCUCAAUUUCUUAAGAAUUUUACAAUCACUAGAUUUUCAUAAAGGAUAAUUGUAAAUGCAAAUGAACCAUCAUUAGGAUUGCAGACUGCUCUGAUAAUUGAUAAUGCUAAUGGUAAGAUUACAGAAUAGCAAUAUUAAACUGCAUAAAUUGAAGGAGAGACAAGUUUAGAAGAAAUAUAAGCAUCUUCUAUUAUAGGAAUAUAUUAAGGAUAAAUUUAAAAUUAUUUACUUGUAUGCAAAAAAUGUGAAUUAGUGGCUUAAGUGUUAAAAUAAAAAUACUAUAGAAUAUAAUCUGUGGCAUUUAUAGGAUUAAAAUAAGAGUUAGAUAAAAAAAUACAUUAUAAUGAAUAUGGUUAAUUAGAAUCAAUAAAAGAUGUAAAUACAUUAUUAAAUAUUUAGUAUUUGUCAAAUCAUUUUUAUUUUAGUUUGAAUGGAAAUCCAGCUCAGCCUUUAUAGAAUGCCUUCAAAAAUAAUAAAGAUUAUUAAGAAUUUUUAUGGAAUACACAUUUAUACAAUAAAUUUCAAGAUCAAAAUAUAUAGCCUUAAUGGUAUUGUAAAAUGAUUUAAGGAUAUGUUGGUUAAAUUUAAAGUAAAUUAGGAGAUGAAUAGAUUAAAUAUAUUUUAAUAAGUAGGAAAUGUAGAUAUUAAUCAGGAACUAGAUUUCAUCAUCGAGGAAUCAAUGAUGAAGGUUAUGUUGCUAAUUAUGUUGCAACAGAAUUUAUAAUAAUGGUAAAAAACUAUUGUUUAAGUCAUGUUAUAUUUAGAGGUAGUGUUCCAACCUUUUGGAAAUAAAAAGGUAUUACUGGAAAUGUUAAAAUCACAAGAAGUGAAGAACUAUGUGUUCAUGCUUAUCUCAAACAUUUUGAUGAUUUAUAAGAAAAUUAUAAAUAAAUAAGUUGUAUUAAUUUAAUGGGAGAUAAUACAUCUGAAAGUAUUCUUAAUGAGUCUUUUAAAAACUUAGUUGAAAAAAAUUAAAUAGAUGGAGUUAAUCUAGUUCGUAUUGAUUUUCAUAAAAUUUGUAAGAAUGAAAAAUUUAAAUAAAUUGAUAGUUAUAUAAGAGCCUCAGAUGAGCAAAGUAUUGUUUAUGAUUGUUUUUCAAUAAACACAACCAAUUAAUAAAUAAACUCAUUAUAAUUAGGAGCAUAUAGAAUUAAUUGCUUAGAUUGUCUAGAUAGAACUAAUGCUUAUUAAAGUCGUUUGUGUCUUAGAAUUACUGAUUUACUUCUUACUAAAUACUAAGUAAAUCAUACAAUGGAUUUAUUAUUUAUGAUAGAAGAUACAAAAGUUUCUGAAUUUUUGAAUUAAUAUAGAGUAAUUUGGGCUGAAAAUGGAGAUGCUAUAAGUUAAUUGUAUUGUGGAACAAAUGCAACUACAAGUGAAUUCACAAAAAAAGGUAAAACUACAUUUAAAGGAUUCAUUACACAUAAUUUUGCAUCUAUUGGUAGAUUUUUUAAUUAAACAUUUAUUGAUUCAACUAAAAAUUAAAUUAUUGAAUCUUAUCUACAUGGAAUUUCAAAUCAAAAAUCAUAACUUUAAAUUUAUUUAUAAAGUUAAGUUAAAUCUUAUUGUAAAUUUUAGAAAUAUAAAUUAUUUGCCUUAACUUGGAAUGUUAAUGGCAAUUUAAUUUCUAAUUUAUAAAAAGAUGUAUUUUAAUUUCCUUAAGAUUUCAUACCAGAUUUUAUUGUAAUAUCAUUACAAGAGAUUAUAGAACUUAAAGCUCAUAAUUUGAUUGGUCAUAAUCCAGAUAUAGUCAAUUAAUGGAUUCAAAAUAUUGAUUAAUCUAUUAAUUUUAAUGGAGAUUAAUUUAGUUUGAUUUAAUAAGAAAAUUUAGUUGGAAUGCUUCUUUUAAUUUAUUCUAAAAAAUCUUUAGUUUAACUUAUCAGUAAGAUCUCUACCAAUAAAAUUAAAACAGGACUUGAGGGUCAUACUGGAAACAAGGGAGCAUGUGUAAUUAGAUUUUAAAUCAAUGAUUCAGAAAUAACUAUCUGUAAUUGUCAUUUAGCUUCUGGAAAUAGUAAAAAUAAAAGAAGAAUUGAAAGUCUUGAAGAAAUUCAUGAAAAGGCUUUUAAAUAGUAAAUGAAAUCAAUUGAUUCUUCAGAUUAUACUGUAAUAAUGGGAGAUAUGAAUUUCAGAUUAAAUGCAAGUUAAGCUUCAAUAUUAGAACUUAUUUAAAAAUAAAAAGAAUUCUAAUUAUAAGGUAAUUUAAGAUAAGCUGAAUAAUGUAUUAUAAAACUUUAAUAAUAUGAUUAAGCAUAUGAAGCAAAAGAAAAGUAUCCUUUAUAAGAAUAUUAAGAAGCUUGUAUUACUUUCUUACCUACAUACAAAUUAAGUUCUAACUAUACAUAUUAAACAAAAAAACCAUAAUAAAUUCCAUCUUAUUGUGAUAGAAUAUUUAUUAAAACAAAUGAAUAAUCCUCCAUAAAAUAAUUAUUUUAUAAAAGUAUUGAUAGAUUUGAGAGUGAUCAUUAACCAGUAAUUGCAAUGUAUAUUAUUGAUGCUAAAAUUAUUGACAAAGAAAAGGAAAAAAAUUUAAUAUAAGACUUUACUUAUAAAAGUCAACAAUUAGAGGAAGAAGAAACUAUAAUUGAUGAUCAACAAAAAGAUGAAUAAGGAACCAAUUAAUAAAUAAACUAAAAGACAUAAAAUAAAAAGGGAUUGUUUUAAUAAUUGAAAGAUAAAUUUUUAAAGUGA
Molecule: messenger RNA, 2700 nt
Organism: Paramecium sonneborni
Lineage: Eukaryota; Ciliophora; Oligohymenophorea; Peniculida; Parameciidae
Source: the annotation of a GenBank genome assembly